Molecule: messenger RNA, 3382 nt
Organism: Sycon ciliatum
Lineage: Eukaryota; Metazoa; Porifera; Calcarea; Leucosolenida; Sycettidae
Exons: 5
Coding region: 111-2567 (818 amino acids)
Source: RefSeq, a predicted model, not a curated record
UCGAUGAUCCACUUCUGGAUACGCCGCUAGUGCCCGAGAUCGCUCGUAUCUACAGGACAGAUCGUGCGCAGUAUAACAAGAAUGCAAAGGCAUGGACCAUAAAGUAUGCAAUGGGAGGUGAUGAAACCUUAUCUAGUCUAAAGCAAUCAGUGCCUGGAUAUUUGACAACGGAUGGUCUUCAAGAUGGGCUUGGUGUACCCUUUAUUCGUGUGGUUGUCAUCGGAGAAACCGGUGCGGGCAAGACAAGUCUGGUAUGCUCUCUCGGUCGCAAGAAGAUCCCAACAGGAAGGGCAGACAGUAGCACGAUUGGUACGGACAUCAACACGUUCAUCUUAGACAGUGACAACGCGGAGAUGUCACACAGCAUCAACGGAGAAGAGGCACUAACAAGGAGAAUUGCAACAACCCUUAAAGGCACCGUGACUUCACGUCAGAGAAGCAAAGUGGUGAUGGAGAAAGACAGCAGGCUAAUCUCUACCUGUAAUUCGUCUGCUGAUAGUGUUGCUGCUGCUGCUAGUGCGGAUGCCAGUCCUGCUGAUGUCGGUGCUGCUGCUGAUGCCAGCGAUAGUUCUGCUGCUGCUGCUGCUGCUGUAAAUGAGGCUGACUGUGUUGCUGCAGACACUUAUGAUGGUCUAUAUAUGUUCACAGAGAGUUCAUGCAUGGAGGAAGAGCAAUCUAUUCCAUCGCAUCUCUUUCCGACCAUUGCGGGCACGGUAAAUUCACACGAUUUCCUCGACUCCGUCAGUAGCAGCAUAGCACAACAAUCGUUUCAGAUCAUACGUGUUUGGGAUACAGCCGGCCAGGACGCGUAUCGAUUACUUCAAUACAUCUCUUUCGGAGCGGACCGUACGUCUUAUCUCGUCACGUUCAAUGCCAGCCGCCCUGUGGAGAUGGAAGUCCCAGAGGCUACGGUUCGUCAUCAUGGACAGCAUAGGCAUUGUGCUGCCGCCGUUCCUGGACAGUCAAGCCUGCUGUAUAUUCAUGAUUCCCUACAAGUGCUCAAUCAUCUGGUGCAGAGCUCCAAUAUGCGAGUGUUUAUCGUCGGCACUCACAUCGACUUGCGUAGCUCUUCUCGCCGUUCGCUGCAGAAGGAAAAUAACGUGAUCAUGGACAGCCUUCAUGGCAAACGGUAUCGGCACUUAGUCAGCGAAGACGAUAUCUUGUUCGUGAACAACACCUGCUCAGGAAAGUUUUGGCGCAGGGAGGAUCCGGGGAUCAAGUAUCUACGACGCAAGUUGGUUGAAGAGAGCCGCCACCAAGACAAGAUACCUGCCGCACGCCUUCUAGAGACAUUGGCACUCCAGCAGCUCUCAACAGACCCGGAGCUCACACGCCCCUGGGUAUCACGACGUGAGUUCUUCCGGCUGAUGUGGCUAGUCGGUAGCAUUGGCCGCCCUAGUGAGCUCAACUCAGUAUUAGAGUUUCACCACGGCCUUGGAACGACGUUGUUCUACCCGACAUCUGACGUAUUGCGUGACAUCGUCAUUGUCCAAGUACCGUGCGUUGUAAAGCUGGCAGCCUGUCUAAUCCAGCCGGGUCUUGAGCUCAAGGAUUUCACCGAAGAUCCACCCACCCGUGAAGAUCUGUACUUGUAUAAACACGGCUUCAUCACAGUUGCCAUGGCAAUGCGACUUUGGCGAGAAUAUAGUCCUCCUCGGCUGUAUGAGCUAAUGAAGAGUGAUGAGCAGCGCAAGGUUUUCCUUCAGCUGAUGGAGAAGCUGUGUGUGCUGUGUGACGUCGGCGAGAUCGACACGGUCACAAGCGGUAUCAAGGAGAUCUUUCUCAUGCCGGCAGUGGCGGAACUCACCUCUAUUCCUGUCUUGCACGAUGUGCUGGUCUCCGAGGCAAUUCUACUGGUGACGCAUAACGCUGAUCAUUUCCCACACGCCAUCUUUCUCCUGCUCGGUGUUCUCUGUAUCACACGGCACAACAAGCUCCUGAUCAACGCCGGUAUGAAAUGCAGCGCAUGGAGGAAGGUUGCUCUGUCCAAGCAUUGUAUGCGGCUACCCUGGUGCAUCGAGAGAGGCGAGUGGAUUCUCCUCACCUACAUGAAGUGUGGCAUCCGUAUUCAAAUGGAGUCUAUCGACCAGAGUCGAGUGUUCGGCCCUGGUGAAGGCACGGAAAUUCUGCGUCAGAUUCGGCAAUGGCUGUCUGAAGUGCAAGCUACAACCAAUCUCCGGCUGGACGUGAUGGAUGAACACCUGGUACUGCGCGCCUCCCUGAGUCAAGACGCUGUGUCUGCAGUUCAAACUGGAUUCCAGUCCAUCAGCUAUGUGCAUGACAUUCACCCGUGGCUCUGCAGUCUGGAAGCAGUUGAUUUAAGAGUUGCUGUUCAGCGAGAGGGUCUACUGACUCUUGACCAAGUACAUCGUCUGGAGGACGUCCGAAGCACACACGGCAAAGAGCGGCACAACAGAGAUGUGUUGUGCAUCGUGGAGCCGCAGGGCAUUGACGGUUUCAUCAAGCUCUACAACGGUCUAUCGAGAGAAUUCGCCAGCAUUGGUGAAGGUCUGCAGAUGAUGAAAGCUGUGGUUCCCGUCGAUCAACAUGCUCGUCUGGAAUCCUGAAUGAAACGUUCUAACGUUAGGAGGACGUCAAGACAGUAUAGUUGUGUAUAGGACUUGAGGAGAUAUCGACAAGUCUACUCUAGCACUGCUACAUGUACCUGUAAGUCAACGCUAGGUUGUGUCAUAUGUUUGAUGCGAUCACGUGUAUUCCAUUGAGAUAUUUGUAAGAUGAUCAGCCAACCUGUGAACAUGUAUCUAUACUUUGUCUAUACUUUGUCUAUAGUGAUUCUCUAGUCGUCAGCAACGAUAUGGGUAUUGUGGCGUAACGAGCGCGUAUAUAUUUUUAUUUAUUUAAUUAAUUUACGAUUCCCGAGUUGUUUCCUAUGUUGAUAAAUACACAUCAUACGAUACCAUGCAUAGGUAUAGCUGCAAUGGAGUCCUCAACUUCAUUCUGCCGACUCCCAAGUUGCUUUGUUUAUGCCUGAGAACAGAGAUUCGACUUAGAAGAAGGACACAAUUCAGGUUCGAGUAUUAUUCUGGUAUCUGACACAGUAUUUGUUUUGUCUCUUAGGAAACUGUCGACAACCGUGGUGCUCACAUUCCUGCCUUGAUCUUUUGAGAGAACCGUUUCCAAUUUGAACUUGAACACGAUUUAUUAUUAUUCAGUGACUAUUUUGGAAGAAGUAUUGGGGUAAUGUGACUCAGUCCUCAAUACAUUUUAGUUGCGUGCACUUUUACUUGGUCUGUAUUGUAUUAUAUUAUUUUACUUUGGCAUUCCCAACAGACCCUAAGGUCUUCUUACAGGGUGCCCAAUCUAAAAUUUCAAUCUUCAAUACCAGGUCAAUGUUGAAAUGAGCGUGAUUGGUUCUAUGUUA